AUGGCUACCGGCUCCAGCUGGAAGAUGGCGAGGGAGGAGCUUGUCAAGAUCUCCAUCGCGGACGCCACGGAGCGCGCCAGCCGCGCUCUCCGCGCAGUGGGAUACAGCGAGGACGACGCGGCCACGAUCUGCGCGCACAUCAUGGACGCGCAACUGCGCGGAUACGGCCCGACGGGGGUUGCCAGGAUCCUCACGAUCGCGAACCUGCUCAAGCAGCAGAGAUCCAAUAAGCUGGUGGGAAGUGACGACAUGGUGGUGACGCGCGAGAGGCCCGCGUCGGCGCAGCUCGACGCCAAGGGCGCAAUCGGGUACCUGGCGGCGCACCGGGCGACGGCGCUUGCGAUCGCCAAGGCCAAAGCGACGGGGGGAGUGGGCGUCGUCGGGGUCAGCGACACCUUCUACGCGGGCAUGUUGUCGUACUACGCCGAGAUGUGCACGCGGCAGGACCUGGUGGCGCUGAUCAUCGCCAGCGCGGGACCCUGGGUCGCUCCCGAGGGCAGCUCGACGCCGCGCUUCGGCACGAAUCCCAUGUGCAUUGCGUUCCCGUCGGGGACUCGCAGACCCGUCAUCUGGGACAUCGGCACGUCCAAGAUCACCCACGCCCAGGUCAAGCUGGCGCAGCUGAUGGGCGAGGACCUGCCCGAGGGCACGGCCUUCGACAAGGACGGCAACCCCUCGCGCGACCCCUUCAAGGCCCUCCCCGAGGACGGCGGCGCCAUGGCCGUCUGGGGCGGGCACAAGGGCAGCGGCCUCGCCAUCGCCAUACAGCUGCUGGGUGCAUUGGCCGGAGCCCCAGCACACACGGCCAACGAUCACGGUUGGGGGCUGCUGGUCAUCGCCAUGGACCCGGAGAUGUUCAGACCCAUCGACGACUUCAAGCGCGAGGUUGACACCUACUCCGACACCAUCCGCGCCAGCCAGCCGCUCAAGGGCAACGGGCCCAUCAGGAUGCCCUUUGAUCGGAGCUGGGAGACCCGUGAGCGCACGCGAGAAGGCGGGUUUGUCGAGGUGGAGAGAUCAGUGCUGGAGGGUUUGCAGAAGCUGAUAGAUGGGGCAAAAUGA
Fonsecaea multimorphosa CBS 102226 is the source of this 1062-nucleotide messenger RNA. RefSeq lists its product as uncharacterized. NCBI's taxonomy places the organism in Eukaryota, Fungi, Ascomycota, Eurotiomycetes, Chaetothyriales, Herpotrichiellaceae. The transcript has a single exon. The record is from RefSeq and is a predicted model, not a curated record. The coding region runs from base 1 to 1062 and encodes 353 amino acids. Gene Ontology annotation, molecular function: oxidoreductase activity.